AAUGGUGUUGCUGUUCCUCUUUGUUUAAUUUUCGUUUUUUUCUCUUUUCUAUAUUUUGUUGUCUUUUUGAAGAUGAUGAUAUCAUAGGGAGUUGAAUUUGAUCCAAGGAAGAGAAAUAUAGAAAGGGAGAGAGAUGGGUUCUUGUUUGUCAAGACCUGAAGGAAAGUUAAGGUCGUCUAAGAAGAACAGCAAGAAGAAGAAGAAUCGUAAAAGGAAGAAAAGCUUCGAGAAAAGGGUGCCUAAUGGGCUACCCGACCCGUCUUUCGAUGACUUUUGUAGCUCAGAUGCUCUUCCUGAUCAUCACUCUUCCUUCUCAAACCCGACUUUUCAAGGGAGUGAGGAGCUGUGGUUUGAUCCAGUUGCAGUAUUUGAAUCCGACUGUGACGAGGACUUUCAAAGUGUUCAGGAGGAUGUGUUAUCUUUAAAUGGUCUUGAAGGUGCAUCUGUAUCCAGUAUUUCAUCUUUAAUGGAUUCUAAUUGCAGAGACCAUUCUUCUUUAGUUCAUAUGAAUAAACCGGGGGACGGAUCAGAUGGAAAUUCUGCAUGCAAUGCUGUGUGUGAGGCCACAAUAAAUACCAAUGCUCAGGUCUUCAAAUCGGAGGAUGGUGAUCCCCUAAUGAAAUCCGAUGGGCAUUCAAAUGAAGCAAAGGAACCCGUAUUCGUUGACGAUAUUGCCUCUGUGGAUGAAGGUCCUGGGAAGGGGGAAGGAUUGUUGGAUAAUUGUGGCAUUCUUCCAAGCAAUUGUUUACCUUGUCUUGCAUCCACUGUUCCACCAGUUGAAAAGAGAAGAUCACUCAUCUCUAGCCCGCCUAGUGCGAGAAAAAAGCCCGCCUUAAAACUUCCAUUUAAGUGGAAAGAUGAGCAUCCCAGCACCACAUUAUUUUCUUCAAAGAUGCUUCUUCAGAGACCGAAAGCAGGUUCUCAGGUACCUUUUUGCCCCAUAGAAAAGAAAAUGUUUGAUUGUUGGUCACAUAUCGAUCCUGGUACUUUCAAGGUUCGAGGAGAAAAUUAUUUUAGGGAUAAGAAGAAGGAUUUUGCACCUAACCAUGCUGCAUAUUAUCCUUUCGGAGUUGAUGUAUUCCUAUCCCCACGAAAAAUAGAUCACAUAGCUAGAUUUGUUGAACUCCCAAUUAUUAUCCAUUCCGAGAAACUACCUUCUAUCCUUGUCGUAAAUGUUCAGAUUCCCUUGUAUCCUGCUGCACUUUUUCAGAGUGAAACCGAUGGUGAAGGGAUGAGUUUUGUUCUUUAUUUUAAGCUUUCUGACAGUUAUUCGAAGGAGCUUCCACUUCACUUUCAAGAAAACUUAAGGAGGUUGAUUGAUGACGAAGUUGAAAAGGUUAAAGGAUUCCCUGUAGAUACAAUUGUGCCAUUUCGAGAAAGGUUGAAAAUACUAGGCCGUGUUGCAAAUGUCGAAGAUCUUCACAUGGGUGCUGCAGAGAGGAAACUUAUGCAGGCAUACAAUGAAAAGCCUUUUCUUUCACGUCCUCAGCAUGAGUUCUACUUGGGAGAAAACUAUCUCGAGAUCGAUAUAGAUAUGCACAGAUUCAGUUACAUCUCUAGGAAAGGCUUUGAUGCAUUCCUAGAUAGGCUAAAGCUUUGCAUCUUAGACGUUGGCCUAACGAUUCAGGGAAACCGAACUGAAGAGUUGCCUGAACAGAUCUUAUGUUGUUUACGCUUGAGUGGAAUCGACUAUAUGAACUACCACCAACUGGGUUUGAUGCAAGAGCCUUGUCCUAAUUUCUGAGCUUGAAGACGGCAAUUGGACUUCUUCAUCCGCUCAUCUUCCUAUUCGGACAUUAAGAGCUUUGGUUGAAACUCGUCCGCUCCGAUGGCAUUUUUUGUCAUGAUAUUUACAAAUAUAAUCAUGAAUUUAUUUUUGGAAAAGAAAAUAGACCUUCGAGAUCGGUAUACUUCUAUACUGCUGUCAUUUUUAAUGCUUAGGAUCUAUUCAUGGGGUCUUAUACACUGAUAGAAUCCUUUUUUUUUUGA
Hibiscus syriacus is the source of this 1989-nucleotide messenger RNA. RefSeq lists its product as uncharacterized. Lineage: Eukaryota; Viridiplantae; Streptophyta; Magnoliopsida; Malvales; Malvaceae. Bases 134 to 1744 code for a protein of 536 amino acids. The transcript has 10 exons. The record is from RefSeq and is a predicted model, not a curated record.